CAGCAGACUAAAAUGUUUGUUUUAUAAUUGCCCGCUGAACUAUGAUAGUUUGUUUCCAGAUGGUGCCCUUCCUUCAACCUGCACACAGUCUCUCCUUGUUCAGAGCUAUUCAGCCUCCUGCUGAUCCCACUACCCCCACCCCUAUUUAAGGCUACAGAGAGGAAAUCCUAAGGAGGAGAUUUUCCCCCCUAGUCUCCAGCAAUUUUUUGGUGACGUAAUAUGUGGGCUGAACUUGAGUUUACCGAGAAAGAGGGAAUCACUAUUCGAGGGUGCUGUAUAUACAAUCUGGGUCAGCUGCAGCUGGUUACUGCACUUCUCCAUGUGGCAGUCAGAGCAAAGCCACAAUGCUUUCUCUGCCGGAUUAAAGACAGCCCACAGACCAGAACUUCCACUAUACUACUUAAAAUUACAUAGGUGGCUUGUCAAGUUCAAUUGAUUAGUGUUGUAAGAAGAAAAAGAAGGUCCUUAUUACUGGUUGGAUCUGACGGUCCAAAACAAAAAUGCAAUUGCCAUUAAAGUCACAGAUGAACAAACAUCUACACUGAUUUUUAAAAGCAAGAAUAAGAGCAGCAAGUUUCUGGGUCUGCUUUAUCAACAGAUGCAUAAAGACUUCAUACGACCUCAUUUCAAAAUGAAGGCUUUUAUCUGGAUCCUUAGUGUGCUAUUCUUCCUACUAAUGGGCAUUGGACACUGCAGAGGAGGCCAGCUCAAAAUAAAAAAAACAACGCAGAGAAGAUACCCUCGUGCCACAGAUGGUAAAGAGGAAGUAAAGAAAUGUGCAUAUACAUUCCUGGUCCCUGAACAAAAAAUUACAGGGCCAAUUUGUGUCAAUACCAAAGGGCAAGAUGCAAGUACCAUUAAAGACAUGAUCACCAGGAUGGACCUUGAAAACCUAAAGGAUGUGCUCUCCAGGCAGAAGCGGGAGAUAGACGUCCUGCAGCUGGUGGUGGAUGUAGAUGGAAACAUUGUCAAUGAGGUAAAGCUACUGAGAAAAGAAAGCCGUAACAUGAACUCGCGUGUUACUCAACUCUAUAUGCAACUACUACAUGAGAUUAUCCGUAAGAGGGAUAAUUCACUUGAACUUUCCCAGUUGGAAAAUAAAAUCCUCAAUGUCACUACAGAAAUGUUGAAGAUGGCAACAAGGUACAGGGAACUAGAGGUAAAAUAUGCUUCCUUGACUGAUCUCGUCAAUAACCAGUCUGUGAUGAUCACUUCAUUGGAAGAACAGUGCUUGAAGGUAUUUUCCCGACAAGACCCCCAUGUGUCUCCUCCUCUUGUCCAGGUAGUGCCACAGCACAUUCCUAACAGUCAUCAGUACACUCCCGGACUGCUGGGAGGAAACGAGAUACAGAGGGAUCCAGGUUAUCCCAGAGACUUAAUGCCACCACCUGAUCUGGGAACUUCUCCUACCAGAAGUCCCUUCAAGAUACCACCAGUAACUUUCAUCAAUGAAGGACCAUUCAAAGACUGUCAGCAUGCAAAAGAAGCUGGACAUUCAGUCAGUGGGAUUUAUAUGAUUAAACCUGAAAACAGCAAUGGACCAAUACAGUUAUGGUGUGAGAACAGUUUGGAUCCUGGGGGUUGGACUGUUAUUCAGAAAAGAACAGAUGGCUCUGUCAACUUCUUCAGAAAUUGGGAAAAUUAUAAGAAAGGGUUUGGAAACAUUGAUGGAGAAUAUUGGCUUGGACUGGAAAAUAUCUAUAUGCUUAGCAAUCAAGAUAAUUAUAAGUUGUUGAUUGAAUUAGAAGACUGGAGUGACAAAAAAGUCUACGCAGAAUAUAGCAGCUUUCGCCUGGAACCUGAAAGUGAAUUCUUUAGACUGCGUCUGGGAACUUACCAGGGAAAUGCAGGGGACUCCAUGAUGUGGCAUAAUGGUAAACAGUUCACCACACUGGACAGAGAUAAAGAUAUGUAUGCAGGAAACUGUGCCCACUUUCAUAAAGGAGGAUGGUGGUACAACGCCUGUGCACAUUCUAACCUAAAUGGAGUAUGGUACAGAGGAGGCCAUUACAGAAGCAAGUACCAAGAUGGGAUUUUUUGGGCUGAAUAUCGAGGCGGGUCAUACUCCUUGAGAGCAGUUCAGAUGAUGAUCAAGCCUAUUGACUGAAAGAGAGACAGUCUCCAGCUUAAAUGACAUAGAACUCUGUAUUUUUCAGUUCCUAAAAAUGUAAAUGUUACAUGUAUAUUGUUUUGCACAGCUCAUUGCUACAGAUAUAUUUUUUAAAAUGAAUGUUACCAUAACUGUAAAAGGGGAUUUAUAAAUGUAGUUUCAUCUUCCUCAAUGUACUGCAGAAGGUUAUUUGUACCCAUAACCCCAGUUAUUUUAAAAACUAUAUUGAUUAAAUACAGGCAAAGUUUGUUUUAUAAAAUGUAAAUAUUUGCCACAAUGUAUAACAAAUCUUAGCUUUAUUUUAAAUCAAAACAGAAUACAUGUUCAAGAACAACUUAUUUAAAAACUUUGAGAUUGCUCUAACUUCCAAUAGAAAAAUAAUUAAGAUUUCAAGCCAAGUAACACAUUUUAUUUAUAAAAAUAUAGACAGGAAAUUAGAGAAAACUCUAGUUUUGCCAACAGAAAAUAUAUUUUGCAUUGAAUAAAAGUUAUUUCAAAUUGAA
Molecule: messenger RNA, 2613 nt
Organism: Callorhinus ursinus (northern fur seal)
Lineage: Eukaryota; Metazoa; Chordata; Mammalia; Carnivora; Otariidae
Gene: ANGPTL1
Product: angiopoietin like 1
Biological process (GO): blood coagulation; blood coagulation, common pathway; fibrinolysis
Cellular component (GO): fibrinogen complex
Molecular function (GO): protein-macromolecule adaptor activity; extracellular matrix structural constituent
Source: RefSeq, a predicted model, not a curated record